This is a messenger RNA of Tricharina praecox, 746 nucleotides long. RefSeq lists its product as uncharacterized. Lineage: Eukaryota; Fungi; Ascomycota; Pezizomycetes; Pezizales; Pyronemataceae. The record is from RefSeq and is a predicted model, not a curated record. Bases 117 to 746 code for a protein of 209 amino acids. The transcript has 3 exons. Gene Ontology annotation, molecular function: nucleic acid binding.
CUUCAUCCUCAUCACCACUGCCUACACCCGCCCGCCGACCGCCCACCGUCCGCCCGCUGUCAAGAAAAAGACGUCGUCACGUUACGCGAAGCCAUCGCCACACAAGAUAUCCGGCCAUGAAGCAGAAGGGAGUCCGUGAUCCGGCCGUUGGCGUGAGCCAUCGAGAAACCACGCGGGACGAGCGGAUGCGUGCUAUCGCGCUGCGUGAUCAUGCCAAAUGGAGCUGGCGGCAAAUCGGAAGAGAGCUCAAGAUGGAUGCUCGAACAGCGUCGCGAAUAUAUCACCGUUAUCAGCGGGAUGGCUCUCCUUCGAACCGGAAACGAACCGGUAGACCUCCGAUAUUCGAUGAUGAAGAGAAGGCGCGUCUCGUCGCCUUUAUCACCCGCGACGCCCGCACGCGAAGCCUGAGCUGGGAGGAGGUCUGCGUCGAGAUGGAUUACGCCUGUAGUCCGAAGACGAACAGACUGCAUUGGACCAAGAAGGAGUGGAAGAGAGUAAUCAGGAUGAAUAGAUUCUCCUUCUCAACGGCAGGCUUCGGUCAUCGUCCAUGGGCCACCCGGAAACUAGAUGAAGAUCAUCACCCCGACUACGUCGAUUGGAAAUUUCACUCAGGACGGAAGAGCAAGGUGGUUUGGAGGGCCUUCGGCGGUACAAAGUCUGAUCCUAUCUUCGUUCCCGGCAAAACGAAGCUCAACUUCGCAACCUAUUGUCGCGAGGAAUAUGGAUGGGCUAUUGUGCAAGAGUAG